AUGAAACUUGAGGUUGAUAGUUUCAUGCGAUGUGUACUCAUUUACUAUUGUCGUUUGAUUGGUCAUCGUCUCUUCACAAUCGUUCUAACCGGUGCACUUAUAACCUACUGGUAUUUUGCUAUUCUUGGUGCGUUAACGAUCAAAACACGACUUGACACCGUCAAAAUACUACCUAAAAACUCACCAAUUCAAGCGCCGAACCGAAUUCUCAGUGAUAUAAUAUGGGCUGAAUAUCAUCCAGUUACCGUACUAGUGAAUAAGCCGCUCGAUAUUCGUAGCGUUGAGCAGAUGAAUCGCUUUUGGCAGAUGGUCGAUCAAUUCGAGAGUUUACCACAAUGUCGAGGUGAGUAUUAUGAUUUCAACUGA
Anisakis simplex (herring worm) is the source of this 366-nucleotide messenger RNA. The record is from the annotation of a GenBank genome assembly. NCBI's taxonomy places the organism in Eukaryota, Metazoa, Nematoda, Chromadorea, Rhabditida, Anisakidae.